This is a messenger RNA of Fraxinus pennsylvanica, 762 nucleotides long. The record is from the annotation of a GenBank genome assembly. Lineage: Eukaryota; Viridiplantae; Streptophyta; Magnoliopsida; Lamiales; Oleaceae.
AUGGAUAUCAGUAGUGUUUUUAAAGCCAGCCUUUUGUUGGGAUCAAGAGGUGCAGCAAGUGAAGUUGACAUUGAGAAUCUUGGACUUCAAGAACAAAAGAAAUUGCUAGAAAGACUGGUGAACAAUGCAGAAGAAGAUACUGAGAAAUUUCUGUUUACGUUCAAGAAUCGAAUUGACAGAGUUGAAAUUGAAUUGCCCACAAUCGAAGUCAGAUUUGAGCAUCUAAAUGUUGAGACAGAAGUUUAUUUUUCUGGAAGAGUGACAUAUAAUGGACACAACAUGGAAGAAUUUGUACCCCAAAGAACUGCUGCAUACAUUGGCCAACAUGAUGUUUAUAUAGGAGAAAUGACUGUACGAGAAACCUUGGCUUUCUCAGCACGAUGCCAGGGUCAGGGAGCUGGAUCUAGUCAUGACAUGUUAGCAGAGUUGUUAAGAAGAGAAAAGGGAGCAAACAUAAUGCUUGAUCCUGAUAUUGAGAUCUGUAUGAACAUUCUGGGGUUGGAUAAUUGUACAGAUAUCAUAGUAGGAGAUCAAAAUCUUAGAGGAAUCUCUGGAGGGCAGAGGAAACGUAAUACAACUGGUGAAAUGCUUGUUGGACCAGCAAAGGUGUUUUUCAUGGAUGAGAUAUCGACCGGCCUGGACAAUUCUAUAACUUAUCAAGUUGUGAAUUCAAUUAGGCAAUCUGUCCAUAUUCUCAAGGGAACGGCUCUAAUUUCACUCCUGCAGCCAGAACCAGAAACAUACGAUCAUUCUCAUUUCUGA